This is a messenger RNA of Fragaria vesca subsp. vesca, 2072 nucleotides long. Its product is annotated as SWR1-complex protein 4-like. The transcript is spliced from 16 exons. The record is from RefSeq and is a predicted model, not a curated record. Gene Ontology annotation, molecular function: transcription corepressor activity. NCBI's taxonomy places the organism in Eukaryota, Viridiplantae, Streptophyta, Magnoliopsida, Rosales, Rosaceae. Gene Ontology annotation, biological process: negative regulation of transcription by RNA polymerase II; DNA repair; chromatin remodeling. The coding region runs from base 247 to 1539 and encodes 430 amino acids. Gene Ontology annotation, cellular component: Swr1 complex; NuA4 histone acetyltransferase complex.
GGGUUACAAAAGUUUUGUUGAAAUUCUGAAAUACUGGGAUCCUAUUAUUAGCAGGAUUUGGCGCUUUGGAACUAAAAUUCCCGCUCGGUUGUGAUUUGUCAAGUCUCUCUCUUUGCUGCUCGGAAUUUGAACUCAGAUUUUCAGCCCCUUCACUCUUAAGUUGGCUAAACUAGAAGGUUCCAAUCUUCCCGCCCAAUCCAUUUGUCUCCGAAAACCAAAACCCUAGAAUUUGGGGGAAAACUCAGAAUGGACGCCAAGGACAUCUUGGGUCUGCCCAAAACCACGCAUCCCUUAUCGCAGGAGAAGAAAUCGCGACCCCCCAAGGAGUCUCAGCGCAAACCCGAUGGCAUUUCACGCGAGGUGUAUGCCCUAAUUGGCGGUGUGCCACCUCUCAUGCCGGCAAUUGAGCCGUCGCAGCUCAAGAAACGCCCCCCAACCGAUGAGAAGAUCACUUGGCAGUGGCUUCCUUUUAUGAAUUCUGCGCGGAAGGAUGACUUGCAGCUUUACCAUUGGGUUAGAGUUGUCAAUGGUGCCCCGCCUACUGGUGACUAUUCCUUUGCCAAGUAUAACAAGUCUGUGGAAGUUAUUAAAUACACUGACGAGGAGUAUGAGAAGUAUUUGACUGAUCCUAUGUGGACAAAAGAGGAGACAGAUCAGUUGUUCGACUUGUGUCAACAGUUUGAUCUCCGCUUCAUUGUGAUAGCAGACAGGUUCCCAUCGUCUCGUACUGUGGAGGAAUUAAAGGAUCGAUAUUACAGCGUAUCUCGACAUAUUUUAAUUGCUAGAGCAGCAUCGCCUGCAGAUGUAUCAGGGCACCCUCUUGUUAAGGAACCAUACAAAGUUACACAAGAGAAAGAGCGCAAGAGAGCACUGUCCAUGGUCCUUUCUCAAACAAAGAAUCAAGAGCGGAAAGAUGUGGAGGUUCUUGCAGAAGCGAAGAGAAUAGCCGAGUCACGUGCACGCAUGGUUGCAAGGAGUGCUAGAGAUUUGGAGUUGCCUGUCACAUUCGCUGGUCGUGAAAAUGAUGAGAGUAUAUCACCAUUAUCCAGCACCGCAGCACCUUCAACUUCGAUGGCAGAUAAUUCUUCCACUCUAAGCACUCUUCGCUUGCUUCGAGUGUAUCUUAGAACAUAUGCGCUCGACCAGAUGAUCAUAGCUGCAAGCUCUUCUGCUGGACUUCGGACUAUCAAGCGUGUUGAACAAAGUUUACAAGAACUUGGGGUUAAUCUAAAACCAAGAGUUCCAACUAAAGUUGUUUGUUCAGAGCAUCUUGAAUUAAGAAAAGAAAUACUGACUCUACUGAAUCUUCAGAAAGAGUUGCAAUAUAAGGAGGCAGAUGGUUCAUCUUAUCGUGACAGUACUUAUGAAGCACCAGGCACACCCAAGGAUCGCACGUUUGUUCCUGACUCGAUGGCGUUUGGAGGUGAAAGAGUUGGUAAACGAGAUCAGAAGCGCAAGGGACCUGGUAGGGUAUCAGAAGCUCCCUCGUCACCAGCGCAGUCUAAAAGGCCAAGGAAGUUAAAGGCACCGGAUCUGUAGUUUCAGAACAAGCACAACAGCUCUAAGUCGAGUGAAUUGGAGGAUGCAUAAAUUAAUUAGUGUAAAGCUCUAAGCUUUAUGAUGAUGAAGAUUUAAAAGUUGGUGUUACGAAUUGGAGAACAUGCUAUAUGUUCUAUCUUUCAUGUGUUUCGUAGUUAGAUGUAACCGGUGACACAAGUCCAGAGAAUCUGCUAUAUGGACUUACCUAGAAGGUAAGUGGUGAGUUGGCUCAACCAUUAAACAGCCGAAUUAUGUGCAUGUCAUAAGUGGAAGUCCAUUUGUCUUUAGGAAAAUUUAGAUUAUGUGUAGUAGUUGGUCAGAAUCAUGAGAGCUAAGCUGAACUCUUUUGUUCAUUGUUCUACUUUUUAACUCUAGGUUUUACAUUUUCUCUUGUGAAGAGAAGUGCUGAUGAAUGUUAUAUUUAGGUAUUUAUGCAUACAUUCUGUAUAAUAUGUACUUUGCUAUCAGUCAGGUUGUGCUCAUAUGUACAUAAAUAAUGAUUCUUUCAAGGCAAAUUUUAUUUUUAUCGAUUU